Drosophila persimilis is the source of this 312-nucleotide messenger RNA. RefSeq names its product holotricin-3. NCBI's taxonomy places the organism in Eukaryota, Metazoa, Arthropoda, Insecta, Diptera, Drosophilidae. Bases 1 to 312 code for a protein of 103 amino acids. The record is from RefSeq and is a predicted model, not a curated record. The transcript has a single exon.
AUGGGAGUGGGCGUGGGCGUGGGGGUGUCGCACAAUGGGAUGCAACAGCACCUGGGGGGAGGUGGGGGCCACGGGGGCCACGUCAACGGUAUGCUGCACGGCCAUGGCCACAGCAGCAGCAACAGCCUGCUGAUGGAUCACGGCGACCUUGGCCACUCCGAAGAGGGGGCAGGCGGUGGACACAGCAUCGAGGGGGACAACAAGUCGCCUCUGGACUCCAACGGCCUGAUGUCCGGCGGAGGCACCUCCAGCGGCGGUGGCGGUGGCACCAACGACAACGUCGACGAAGGGGAGGAAGACGUUAUCGAUUGA